GGGAGGGGGCGGUUGCACCAUUGGGGAAGAGGAGAGAGAGAGAGGGCGAUACCGAGCACCAGUGGCAGGCAAACACACCCGUCAGCCGCGUGCAGAGGAGAGAGAAAAAGGCAGCACUGACAAAAGAAACAUGGAUGCAUUAGAGAAGUAUCCAGUCAAACAGAUAACGGAAUGGAUGUGCCGUUCUUCUUGCACCUAACGGGGAACGAAUUAGCCUAUUUUAAUGCGGUGGUGCGAGGCGAGGUAUUGCAAGCUAAAAAGGCGGAAAGCAGUAUUUAAUCCGUCUGCGGAUCCCAUGAGCUUGCAAUGGCUGUUAUGGGGAUAUGUAGCUGUAUAGGAAACAAUGUGGCUCUUUCUUUUGUUGUAUUAUUCUUAUUGUGUGGCCUUUCACUUGGACAACUACGGUACUCUAUUCAGGAGGAAUUAGAAAAUGGAGCGGAGGUGGGGGAUCUUGUGCAGGACUUGGGGUUGGAUAUUCGAAAGCUCUCCAAUCGAAAGAUAAAGGUAACCACCAGUGGAAAACGGUAUGUGGAUGUCAAUCCCCAAAAUGGGAAAUUACUUGUCAAUGAAAGAAUCGACAGAGAGACGCUGUGUGAUUUGAGCAGCACCUGUCUUAUACAUUUAGAGGUGCUUGUUGAAAACCCAUCCGAGGUGCACAAUGUCGAGGUGGAGAUUGUGGAUGCGAAUGACAAUGCGCCGCAGUUCCCUAGUGACGAGUAUCAAUUGGAAAUUGCAGAAUCGGCAUUACCAGGGUCUCGUUUCCCCAUUGAGAAUGCACUGGAUCCGGAUGUGGGAUCCAAUUCCGUUCGUCUGUAUCGACUCAGCCCAAACGAACACUUCGCACUUGAUUCCAACAAGCCCUCCCUCAAUAGCAAGAACAUUGAGCUCGUGCUCAAAAAGCCCCUUGACCGUGAGCUGGCGCCUUACCACCAAUUCAUUCUGACUGCUGCAGAUGGCGGAACACCAGCAAAAACCGGUUCAGCUCUAAUUAAUGUGCGAGUCCUGGACACCAAUGACAACGUUCCUGUAUUUGACAGCUCAGUGUACAAAGUCAAAUUGUUAGAAAACUCACCAAAAGACACACUGGUCAUCAAAUUGAAUGCCACAGACCAUGAUGAGGGUACCAAUGGGGAGGUCUAUUACUCUUUCAGCAGCUACACUCCAGAGAGAGUCAGACAGAUGUUCAGCAUGGACAGCAACACGGGAGAGAUCAGAGUGAGGAGCAUUGUGGACUAUGAAGAGACCAACUCUUAUGAGAUGUAUAUUCAGGCCAUGGAUAAAGGCCCUGGUGCUGUGGCAGCCCACUGUAAGGUGGUGGUGGAGGUGGUGGAUGUGAAUGACAAUGUCCCAGAGAUAGUCCUGUCUUCUCUCUCCAGCCCAGUGAGGGAGGAUGCCCGGGCUGACACCGUGGUGGCCCUGAUCAGUGUCACAGACCGGGACUCUGGUGCCAACAAACAGGUGAACCUGGAGAUACCGCCGGGCCUGCCCUUCAAGAUCAAGUCCUUCAGAAACUACUACACCCUGGUCACCUCCGCCUUCCUGGAUCGCGAGACCACUGCUGCCUACAAUGUCACCCUUAGCGCCACUGACGGCGGCACCCCACCCCUCUCCUCCCAGAAGACCAUACAGGUGGAUGUGGCUGAUGUGAAUGACAACCCGCCGCGCUUCGAGCAGACCUCCUACACGGUCUAUGUGACUGAGAACAAUGCCCCCGGGGCCUCGCUGUGCACCGUGAAGGCCCAGGACUCCGAUGUCAACGAGAACGCACGCAUCACCUACACCGUCCUCAAUGACAACAACCACGGUAUCCCCGUCACCUCCUAUGUAUCUGUGAAGGCCGACACGGGAGAGGCAUACGCCCUGCGCGCCUUUGAUUACGAGUCACUCAGGGAGUUCCACUUCCAGGUCAAAGCUCAGGACGGGGGCAUCCCGCCCCUCAGCCGGGUGGCCACUGUCUACAUCUACAUCAUGGACCAGAACGACCACAUUCCUGAGAUUGUCAAACCUCCAGGCAACGGCACACGCUCUAUAGAGACAGUGCUGAAGAAUGCUGAGGCUGGCGUCCUGGUGACCAAGGUGGUGGCGUACGAUGCAGACGCGGGUCCCAACGCCUGGCUGAUCUAUGUGUUGGAUCAGUCCACAGACUUGGACCUGUUCAAGGUGCAUGAACACACAGGGGAGAUCCGCACCACACGCAGGGUCCUGGAGGAUAACUCCACCUCCUUCAGCCUGACUGUACUGGUGAGAGACCACGGCCAGCCUCCUCUCUCUUCCACCGCCACCGUCAAUGUGGCCGUCAUGGAGGUGCCACCCAAGGUGACCCCUGACCCCAAGAGGGUCAUCCGGCCCCACAGCACCCUGCUCUUCUCCAAUGUGACCCUCUACCUGAUCGUGGCCCUGAGCGCCACCACCUUUGUGUUCCUGGUGACCGUGGUGGUGCUGGCCAUCGUGCGCUGCCAUGCCUACUGCACCCAGCCUGGUUCCUGCUCCCCCUGCUGUGUGUCCCAGAAGACCCCCCCUGAUGGCGGGAGCAGCAGCACAGUAGGUGGUUCUGGGGGUGGAGGUGGUGGUGGGGGACAACCCAAUAACAAUGUGGCGCUGCGGAGAGACCUCAAAGUGGAGCCUCACUACAUUGAGGUGCGUGGGAAUGGCUCCAUGACCAAGACCUACUGCUACAAGACCUGCCUAACGGCCACCUCAGGAAGCGACACCUUCAUGUUCUACAACACAGGCCGGCCCAUCAGCGGCACCUGGGGUUCCGAGCGCUUCUUCACCGGCGGAAGCGGGUUUGUACGGAGACUGAGCAUGCCCGACGCUUCAUUGCAAGUCUGUCCAGAGCCGAAGGCCCCAAAUGCUGACUGGCGAUACUCCACUUCUUUGAGGGCAGGGAUGCAGAGCUCGGUCCAUAUGGAGGAGUCGUCAGUGAUGCAGGGAGCCCAGGGGAUGCUGGUCCAGAACUGGCCCACAGUGUCCAGCGCCGCAGAUGGCGAGGGCGGCGAGCUGUCCCCUCCGGUUGGAGCUGGCAUCGACAGUAACAGCUGGCACUUCCGUUACGGGCCUGGCCCAGGCUACGGCCCCCCUCAGGUUCUGAGGCCUGGAGAAAUCCCCCCCGAAGCCUUCAUCAUCCCCGGCUCCCCCGCCAUCAUCUCUAUCCGCCAGGGCCAGGGAGGAGAGGAUGACAAGAGCGACUUCAUCACCUUCGGCAAGAAGGAGGAUGCCAAGAAGAAGAAAAAGAAGAAGAAGGACAAGAAAGACAAGAAAGACAAGGGGAAGGAGGAUGUGGACGAGUAGAGGAGAAAGGGGAGAUAUGAAAACAGAGUUACCAACUAAAGUUCAAAUAACAGAUGCAAGACAAAAAUCCAAGUGUAUAUUUUAGAAGCAGGAGAGACUCCCUGUGGUGUGUUUGCAUAGUUAAGUCUGUCCAUCCAAGUCCCCAUUAGCAGAGGCCCAUCUCUAUGAAACAGCCAAUUGUAGCCUCUGCCAGGUUGGCCCUCCGAGGCUUCCAUACCUCUGGGCUAUUAAACAGGCUUCAUACGGGAUUUAAUAGGCUGUCAUUAGCAAGACAUUUGCUGAAAGAAAAUACUGUUUCUAAUCAAACAAAAAUACAUUUGAUUUGAAGAACCUUUCCACAAUGACGAUUAUGUUCAACUUUCCCUGCACCACUCUUUCAUGUAUAAAAUGCCAUAUGUGAGAGAAACCUCACACCUCAUUUUAAUGCCAUUACUAUGACUAGUGUUACAGUCCUGCCAGCCACCUCCCCAAACUGGCCUGAAAUGGGAUGCUCUUCCCUGGCCAUUCUUGCCCCAUGUUGGCAUCUCUGUCUUUACUCUGCCCCCUGUCUCCUCUGAUCUCCUGAUUGGAGGGUUAGAGGAGGAGCUCAAUCAGACAAAGAGUGAAACAAAGGCUCUCUUCUCCAAUAACAUGGAGGCCUUGUGAAAAAAAAGGAAUACACAAUAGUUAUUUUAUACAAAAUAUAAAAAAGAGAAAGUGACCCAAACAAGACACCUGACAUCUGUGUAUGUAGUGUACGGUGAGCUGUGUGAGAUUGGAAUGGGUUGAGAUUAGUGUUGGCCGAGAUUGAAGGCUGGAUUAGACUGCCCAGGUUAUUUUCAGUGCGUGCUGAAGCCGUGAUGUUUCAUGCCUGGCACUGUUGGCAGCACAGGGCAGGGGUGAAAUACCUGGCCCCAUCUCCUCACCUAGAACAGACAAUAGGUCAGUGGGACCUUGAACCCACAGUGUGCAACACACAACCACAAUAACUACCACACAUACGCUCACACUAGACAGUCAGGGCUGCCAUGCACACACCUCUCUGGAUACUAUAGAUCUCUAACCCAGCCAAAAGGCUGGGGCAUAGCAGUGGCCUCUUUGCUAUGGAUGUGUAAUAAACUCAGCAAAAAAAGAAACGUCCUCUCACUGUCAACUGCGUUUAUUUUCAGUAAACAUAACAUGUGUAAAUAUUUGUAUGAACAUGACCAGAUUCAAAAACUGAGAAAUAAGCUGAGCAAGUUACACAGACAUGUGAUUAACAGAAAUGGAAUAAUGUGUCCCUGAACAAAGGGGGGGUCAAAAUCAAAAGUAACAGUCAGUAUCUGGUGUGGCCACCAGCUGCAUUAAGUACUCCAGUGCAUCUCCUCCUCAUGAACUGCACCAGUUUUGUCAGUUUUUGCUGUGUGAUGUUACCCCACUCUUCCAGCAAGGCACCUGCAAGUUCCCAGACAUUUCUGGGGGGAAUGGCCCUCGCCCUCACCCUCCGAUCCAACAGGUCACAGACGUGCUCAAUGGGAUUGAGAUCUGGGCUAUUUGCUAGCCAUGGCAUAACACUGACAUUCCUGUCUUGCAGGAAAUCACGCACAGAACGAGCAGUAUGGCUGGUGGCAUUGUCAUGCUGGAGGUUCAUGUCAGGAUGAGCCUGCAGGAAGGGUACCACAUGAGGAAGGAGGAGGUCUUCCCUGUAACACACAGCAUUGAGAUUGCCUGCAAUGACUACAAGCUCAGUCUGAUGAUGCUGUGACACACCGCCCCAGACCAUGACGAACCCUCCACCUCCAAAUCGAUUCAGUUCCAGAGUACAAGCCUCGGUGUAACGCUCAUUCCUUCGACCAUAAACGCAAAUCCGACCAUCACCCCUGGUGAGACAAAACCUUGACUCGUCAACGAAGAACACUUUUUGCCAGUCCUGUCUGGUUCAGCGAUGGUGGGUUUGUGCCCAUAGGCGACUUUGUUGCCGGUGAUGUCUGGUGAGGACCUGUCUUACAACAGGCCAACAAGCCUUCAGUCCAACCUCUCUCAGCCUAUUGCGGACAGUCUGAGCACUGAUGGAGGGAUUCUGUGCAGGUGUUGUUACACGUAAUCUGCCACUGCGAUCAGCUGUCCCUCCUGUCUCCCAGUAGCGCUGUCUUAUGCGUCUCACAGUACGGACAUUGCACUUUAUUACCCUGGCAAAAUCUGCAGUCCUCAUGCCUCCUUGCAGCAUGCCUAAGGCACGUUCACGCAGAUGAGCAGGGAUCCUGGGCAUCUUUCUUUUUGUGUUUUCCAGAGUCAGUAGAAAGGUCUCUUUAGUGUCCUAAGUUUUCAGAACUGUGACCUUAAUUGCCUACCGUCUGUAAGCUGUUAGUGUCUUAACGACCGUUCCACGGGUCGUUCCACAUUUGACAAGCAUGGGAAACAGUGUUUAAACCCUUUACAAUGAAGAUCUGUGAAGUUGUUUGGAUUUUUACGAAUUAUCUUUGAAAGACAGGGUCCUGAAAAAGGGAUGUUUCUUUUUUUGCUGAGUUUAAAUGGCAGGAACGUUGCUUGUUGCUUCAUUUCUGUUCAAGUCUGAUCCCCCAGCUUCAGUCAUUGAAUGUUUAAUAGUCAAUGUUCAAUAGUUCUUAAAGCCCCGCCCCCUUACCUUGCCGGCAUUGGUGCUUGUCGGAUUCGCUCGCACGUCUCCUCUGUUAACCCCUCUAGCGUUACUCCUCCUUCCUCUGUUCACCAUAUCCAGGAGCCCUCUUAACUUCCGAUGACGUGUUCCUCCUUAAACACAGCAACAGUGUUAUCCUGUAUAAGACACACACACACAAAUAAAACACACACACACACAGUUUUUGUUAGCUUUAACCAAGCCUUGGUACUGAAACAACAAGGUUCCUAUCACUCCUACAAAAUUCUAGUUCAUUUUGGGGACAAGUUGCCAUCCAUUCCACUAGUUACACACAGGGUAGUGGGGGAUACAGGGUACUUUAUGGUUUGGCUUCCUUCUGUCUAGAUAGAGAGAAAAAGAGGGAUGGAAGAUGGUAGAGGGAAGGAGAGAGAAGUGGAAUUGUUGUGAUGGGCAGUCCAGUCCACAGACAUACCCCAGAGAGCUUAGUUGCUGUGUUAAACUCUUUACUCAUAUUCUGAUGAAAGUGAAACAUCAGCAGCAUUGAGUUGGGGGGGAUCUUCACUAGAAUAGAGCAUCCCCAAAAUGAACUCAAGAUGUGCAGGGGCUAAUUGCACAACAUCUCCUACUCAGCUCUCUGUUUCCUCUUCCUGGCUGCUAUCUGACCAAUCAGAGGGACAGAGGGGUGAUGCUAGCGCUGCUAUUGGACUGAAUCCCCCCAUAUUAUACACAUGCUCCCCCUUCAGGUGUGAAUCAUUGUUGUCAAAUCACUAAGGGGCUAUUUGCAUGUUAUAAGCAGAGGAAACAGAUUCUAUAUAUAGAUCUAUAAAGAUAGAUACAUUUUUUCAUUUUCUUCAACCAUUUAUCUCAAACACAGAGACAUUAAUAUUGCCUCUACUGAAAUAUACAUACUCACUCGCAAAUACACACACAUGAACACACAUACAAUACAUAUACACAUACUAUAUAUUCAUAGACAAAUCAUACAGGAAUCACUUUUGUAUCCUGUUGAAAUUAAAUUAAAAUACCUUCUAAAUAUACGUAAUGCUGUAGUGUUAUGCUAUAAAAUGCUACUUUUUGUUUAUGCCCUUAGGAUUUUUGAAGAUUACAAAAUCAAUCCUUUACGUUGUGUUAAGCUAUGAAAUUAUCAUCAAACAACCACUGUACUGAAUCAUUUAUUCACCUUCGAUAUCUAUCCCGAAACCCCUUUUAAAAAAAAUAUUAAAAAAACAUUAAACUUGAAGGAAAACAAACUCUUAAGAAAGAAAAUGGUCCAAAAAAAUGUGAAAAACGUUAUGUACUCUCUGCUUGUGUGUAGUGAAUGUUUCCUCAGACAUCUGGUGCCUGAAUGGCACUAAUCAGUUGACUGCGACAGUGCAGAUCUGUUAAUAGCUUUUUUGUACACCUGCCCAUCAGUGUAACAGUGAUUUCGUGAUUAUUCUUUUUUAUUAUUUGAUGGAUAUGGUAACAUGUUUUGUUUAUAAAUCACAAAUAAAAUGUUAUUUCUUAAAUAUCGGGAAAAGUUGUCCUUGGCCUUAAUUUCAACUAAGAAUUAGGG
This is a messenger RNA of Oncorhynchus masou masou (cherry salmon), 7421 nucleotides long. Its product is annotated as protocadherin alpha-C2-like. Bases 307 to 3291 code for a protein of 994 amino acids. The transcript is spliced from 4 exons. Gene Ontology annotation, molecular function: calcium ion binding. Gene Ontology annotation, biological process: homophilic cell-cell adhesion. Gene Ontology annotation, cellular component: plasma membrane. NCBI's taxonomy places the organism in Eukaryota, Metazoa, Chordata, Actinopteri, Salmoniformes, Salmonidae. The record is from RefSeq and is a predicted model, not a curated record.